AUGUGUCUGUCUUCUGAUGCCUCCAACAAGAACCAAAACACCGACGGUAGCGGUAAUGGCUCCGGUAAUACAACCACUGAUCCCCCUGCCACCACCAAGCCCAGCAGCAACUUAGACGAGAUUCUCUCUAAGCUGUUUGCUUCUUUGGAGGAGAUCCAGGCCCGCAUCAAGGCGUCCCUUGAGAAGCUUGCUAACCAGCUCGGUGAGGGACAGUCAAAAAACGACACGACUCCCGCUGCUCCAGCCGAGCCAGUCGCUCCAGUCGCUCCAGCUCCCGCCACACCGGCUCCCGCGCCCGCUCCGGCUCCCGCAGCCCCAGCAGCCCCAGCAGCCCCCGCCGCUCCCGCCGCUCAAUAA
This is a messenger RNA of Wickerhamiella sorbophila, 357 nucleotides long. RefSeq lists its product as hypothetical. The transcript has a single exon. The coding region runs from base 1 to 357 and encodes 118 amino acids. Lineage: Eukaryota; Fungi; Ascomycota; Dipodascomycetes; Dipodascales; Trichomonascaceae. The record is from RefSeq and is a predicted model, not a curated record.